AAAAAUCGCAGAAGAGGUGAAGGACGAAUAUUUAUCCGGCUCGGGCUUUGUUUACUGAAUAGUCACGCAUCAAUUGUUCGACUUCAAGAUGGAAACACGCUGGAUUUUGGGUCUGUGUAUUUUGUUGGUCGCAAAGUCAGGGUGUACAGUCGAAACAGUAACUCUCACGGAUAGUGAGUGCGGUAACACUUACAUGAUGACAGAUUCCACCCGUUAUCUGGAGUGGGACGGGACACACAUCGGUCGGGACUCUUUCCUGAAUCUCUGGGACGGAUCUGUCACCUCUAAAGACUCCGGGAGCUGUAAAGUCAGUUUUGAGCCCGGUGGCACUUCCAGUCUCAAAGUGUGUAUCACUGUUGAGGAGUUCCAUAUUGAGGACUGUAAUACGACUGUUAAUUAUUACCAUCAUGAUGACUUUAAAAGAAAAGCGACAUACGGAUGUAACACAACUCCAACCUCAUUCUGUUGGGAAGGGAAUGGUGUGGAGGUAGAAAUAGCCUACAAAGGGAAAUCUCCACCGGGGUCUUCGAACUACUUCAAACUGAAAAUAACUCAAUAUGAAAAAGAAGACUGGCUUACUCUGAUCAUCCUGGCUCCUUUUGUCGGAGUCACCAUUAUCGUGGCCAUAAUUAUGGUGGUCGUCUGUCGUAGGAAGAGGUCAAAGGGCGUGGUGUUCCGGAAUUCCGAAAUUCCUCAUUCCCGGCUCGUCAACGAACCAGCAGACCCAACUCAGCCCAGCCUUGGAUAUAACUCCGCCUAUCCCAUGAACCAACCGGCCACAAGAGAGUUCACGGUGACCGUUCCGGUCGCUGUGAACGUCGGGUAAUUAGCUUGCUCUUAAGACAGAAAGGCAACAUUUUUGUACAGCUGUUGAAUGCUGGAGAGAGAGAGAGAGAGAGAGAGAGAGAGAGAGAGAGAGAGAGAGAGAGAGAGAGUGAGAGUGUGUUUAUAUUAACAUUUUGAUGCUGUUUGCAUUAAGCACAUAUUGUAUCGUCUAAGGUCAUUCAGCUUAAACAAUAUUUCUCACAUCGGCUCUAGGACACAGUUCGUUAUUCAUUUUUUUUUCAUAUUUGGGGCCUGAAAUUUUCAGGGUCAUCUACUAAUGGUAUACCACUACCACCGUGAAAAUGUUUUUCAUGAAGACUUUCUGAAUCAAUGCACAUGGUCUUUUAGUUCGGGAGAGUUUAUUUUCAUUUUUUUUAACCGGAGAGGGGGAGGGGGUUAUUAUUGAAAUUGUUAUAUGCUUUUUAUCAUAAAAUGAAAUAACAUUUAUAGAAAUUUAUUGUUUUCAAUGAAGUGCUGUAUAUAAAUUUGGUUGUGUAUAUUUUAUCGCAUUUUUUUAUUAACCAUUAUAGUCUAAAUUGAGAUUGAUUUAUACCGGAAAUUGAACAUCAUUAAAGUAAUGUAGAAAAAAAUAGCUUACAAGUUUGGGAUUUUAUCGCUUCAUUUUCGUAUUUAACAGACAGUGAGCAAAUGACAAUUCAAACAAAAGUUGCUUUACAAAUUUUGUUUCAAGAAUUCAAGCGAUGUGUUUCAGGUUGUGGGAAAAUGAUUGCAAAUUGAAAGGCAUUAAAAUAUUUAACCAUUGUAUUUUUCGAAGGAGGCUGUACAUCUAACUAAGGAGAUAGAUGUUUGCAUUAUUAUAGGGUAAUGUGCCAUAAGUAUCAUCAAUUUAUGAUGUAUUAUUUUCCUUACUUUGUAUCUGUAUUGUUUCCCUUUGUAUCUGUUGCAUGUACCUGUUCUUCAAACAAAUUGAAACACUCUGUAUGUGUAUUAAGUAUUUUUUUGUUGUUGCAAAGUUGGUGCAAACGAGCUUGUUUACACAGCUGAUGGUGCAUUGAUUUAGAUGUUACAAAUUGAAUUGUGUACUCCUACUUGGUCAUUGAAUCUCACAUGUGCUCCACAUAUGUAUUUAGACUAAUAAAUAUUGUUGAAUAUUGCUAACAGUGAAAUAAUUUUUCAAUAAAAAAUUGAAAGCUGACAUAAAAAGUUUGCCACUUACAUCUCA
This is a messenger RNA of Magallana angulata, 2008 nucleotides long. RefSeq lists its product as uncharacterized. The coding region runs from base 89 to 826 and encodes 245 amino acids. NCBI's taxonomy places the organism in Eukaryota, Metazoa, Mollusca, Bivalvia, Ostreida, Ostreidae. The record is from RefSeq and is a predicted model, not a curated record. The transcript is spliced from 5 exons.